ACAGACACUUACAUAACCAUGACUCCAGAGUACAGGACUAAGCUGUGAAUGGACCUCCCAAAUUCUGGAAUAUGACAUUAGAACACAGCCUUUGAAUUUUUCUCUCAAGCUUGACUUGAAGAUGAGCCUCAGAAACAUCUCUCUCAAACUAGACUAUUACUUUUGGAACUUCUGUUAUUAAGUUCAUGAACUUUGAUCAUUUUAGAAUUACAAGGGAGCUCAGAAGUCUCAGAGCACGGCUGUUUGUAGAUUUAACCCAGAGACUGACUUCACCAUAGAAACACCCACAGUUGUAUCAAUGGUUGGGGCAAGAUAGUGGCAACAGGCAAAGGAAAAACAGCUCCAACAUACUAAGGACAAUGAGUAUGCUAAAACCGAGUGGGCUUAAGGCCCCUACCAAGAUCCUUAAGCCUGGAAGCACAGCCUUGAAGACACCUGCUGCUGUUGUUGCUCCAGUAGAAAGAACAACAUCCAGUGAGAAGGCAUCAGGCACACCAUCAUCGGAGGCACAAGAGGAAUUUGUGGAUGACUUUCGAGUUGGGGAGAGAGUUUGGGUGAAUGGGAAUAAGCCUGGAUUCAUCCAGUUUCUGGGAGAAACCCAGUUUGCACCAGGCCAGUGGGCCGGGAUUGUUUUAGAUGAACCCAUAGGUAAGAAUGAUGGUUCUGUGGCAGGAGUUCGGUAUUUUCAGUGUGAACCUCUAAAGGGCAUAUUCACCCGCCCUUCGAAGUUGACAAGGAAGGUGCAGGUGGAAGAUGAAGCUAAUGGCCUACAGACAACGCCUGCUUCCAGAGCGACUUCACCUCUGUCCACCUCUGCAGCUAGCAUGAUGACCUCCUCCCCAGGAGCCCCUUCGAAUAUCCCCCAUAAAUCAUCCCAGCCUACAGCAAAGGAACCGUCAACGACAUCUCAGAUCAGCAACCUUACAAAAACUGCCAGUGAAUCUAUCUCCAACCUCUCUGAGGCUGGUUCAAUCAAGAAAGGAGAAAGAGAGCUCAAAAUUGGGGACAGAGUACUGGUUGGUGGCACCAAGGCUGGUGUAGUCCGGUUUCUUGGGGAGACAGACUUUGCCAAAGGGGAAUGGUGUGGUGUGGAGUUGGAUGAGCCUCUUGGGAAGAACGAUGGGGCAGUUGCUGGAACCAGGUAUUUUCAGUGCCAACCCAAAUAUGGCUUGUUUGCUCCUGUGCACAAAGUGACCAAGAUUGGCUUCCCUUCCACUACGCCAGCUAAAGCCAAGGCUGCUGCCGUGAGGCGGGUGAUGGCGACCACGCCCGCCAGCCUGAAGCGCAGCCCUUCCGCCUCGUCUCUCAGCUCCAUGAGCUCAGUGGCCUCCUCCGUGAGCAGCAAGCCCAGCCGGACAGGAUUAUUGACUGAAACCUCCUCCCGUUACGCCAGGAAGAUCUCCGGCACCACUGCCCUCCAGGAGGCCCUGAAGGAGAAGCAGCAGCACAUUGAGCAGCUGCUGGCUGAACGGGAUCUAGAGAGGGCGGAGGUGGCCAAGGCCACAAGCCACGUGGGGGAAAUAGAGCAGGAGCUAGCUCUGGCCCGGGACGGACACGACCAGCAUGUCCUGGAAUUGGAGGCCAAGAUGGACCAGCUGCGAACAAUGGUGGAAGCUGCUGACAGGGAGAAGGUGGAGCUUCUCAACCAACUUGAAGAGGAGAAAAGGAAGGUGGAGGACCUGCAGUUCCGGGUUGAGGAAGAAUCCAUCACAAAAGGAGAUCUUGAGCAAAAGAGCCAGAUUUCUGAAGAUCCUGAGAAUACGCAGACCAAACUGGAGCAUGCCCGCAUUAAGGAGCUUGAACAGAGCCUGCUCUUUGAAAAGACCAAAGCUGACAAACUCCAGAGGGAGUUAGAAGACACUAGGGUGGCUACAGUGUCGGAAAAGUCCCGUAUAAUGGAACUAGAAAAAGACCUAGCGUUGAGAGCGCAGGAGGUAGCUGAGUUGCGGAGGCGGCUAGAGUCCCAUAAGCCUGCUGGGGAUGUUGACAUGUCACUCUCCUUUUUGCAAGAGAUAAGCUCUUUGCAAGAAAAAUUGGAAGCCGCCCAUGCUGACCACCAGAGAGAAAUCAUUUCUCUGAAGGAACAUUUUGGAGCCUGCGAAGAAACACAUCAGAAGGAGAUAAAGGCUCUUCAGGCUGCCACAGAGAAGCUUUCCAAAGAGAAUGAGUCGCUGAAAAGCAAGCUUGAUCAUGCCAACAAGGAGAAUUCGGAUGUGAUAGCCCUGUGGAAGUCCAAGCUGGAGACGGCCAUCGCGUCUCACCAGCAGGCGAUGGAAGAGUUGAAGGUGUCCUUCAGCAAGGGGGUCGGAAUGGAGACCACGGAGUUUGUGGAGUUAAAAACACAGAUAGAGAAGAUGAGGCUAGAUUACCAGCACGAAAUAGAGAACCUUCAGAACAAACAAGACUCGGAAAGGUCUGCUCACACUAAAGAGAUAGAAGCCCUCCGGGGUAAGCUGAUGGCAGUCGUUAAAGAGAAGGAGAGCAGCCUGGAAGCCAUCAAGGCGAAGCUGGACAAAGCGGAAGACCAGCAUCUAGUAGAGAUGGAGGACACCUUAAGCAAAUUGCAGGAAGCUGAGACAAAGGUAAAGGAGCUAGAGGUACUACAAGCCAAAUGCAAUGAACAAACCAAGGUUAUUGAUAAUUUUACAUCACAGCUCAAGGCUACCGAAGAAAAGCUCUUGGAUCUUGAUGCACUUCGGAAAGCCAGUUCCGAAGGUAAAUCGGAAAUCAAGAAACUUAGACAGCAGCUUGAGGCAGCUGAGAAACAGAUUAAAAAUUUAGAGAUUGAAAAGAAUACUGAGAGUGGCAAGGCUAGUAGCAUUACCAGAGAGCUGCAGGGGAAAGAUCUAAUACUUAAUAACCUUCAGAAAAACUUGAGUGAAGUCAGUCAAGUGAAAGAGGCUUUGGAAAAAGAACUUCAGAUUUUGAAAGAAAAGUUUGCUGAUGCUUCGGAGGAGGCAGUCUCUGUUCAGAGAAGCAUGCAAGAAACUGUAAAUAAGUUACACCAAAAGGAGGAACAGUUUAAUGCACUGUCUACUGAAUUGGAGAAGUUGAGAGAAAAUUUAACAGAUAUGGAGGCAAAAUUUAGAGAGAGAGAUGAAAGAGAAGAACACUUGAUAAAGGCAAAGGAAAAGUUAGAAAAUGACAUUGCAGAAAUCAUGAAGAUGUCCGGAGAUAAUUCUUCUCAGCUGACAAAAAUGAAUGAUGAGUUACGUCUGAAAGAAAGAAAUGUAGAAGAAUUACAGCUGAAACUGACGAAGGCGAAUGAAAAUGCAAACUUUCUGCAGAAGAGUAUUGGGGAAGUAACUCUCCAAGCAGAACAGAGCCAGCAGGAAGCAGCUAAAAAGCACGAGGAAGAAAAGAAAGAGCUUCUGAGGAAAUUGUUGGACCUGGAAAAAAAGGUGGAAAUGAGCCACAACCAGUGCCAGGAUCUGAAAGCCAGGUUUGAGGAAGCCAGUUGUGACAUGAAGGCGAAGCACGAAGCAGUCCUGCAGAACCUGCAUAAGAUGCUGUCGGACACAGAGGAGAGGCUGAAGGCUGCACAGGAGAAGAACAGUGACUUGCUGCAGGAGAUGGUGGAACUGAAAAAGCAAGCCGACAAAGCCAAAUCGCUAACUUAUUUGUUAACAUCAGCCAAAAAAGAAAUUGAACUAAUGUCAGAAGAGCUGAGGGGUCUGAAAUCAGAGAAGCAGCUUCUUGCACAGGAGGGGAAUGCUUUAAAGUUAGAAAAAGGUUCACUUUUAUCAAAGCUGGUAGAGGUGGAGGCCAAAAUAACUUUACUUCAGGAAGAUCAACAGAAACUGUGGUUGGUAAAUGAAACUCUUCAUUUAGAAAAAGAGAAAGCCUUAGAAGAAAAGCAAGAUGCUGAAAAGCUUCAUCAGCAGGAACAGCUCCAUAAAGAAGCUUUGGUGGUUGAGAGAGAGCAAUUACUACGAGAAGUCAAUAUUGCACAGGCAGAACUUUUGAAGAUCAGUAAGGAAAAUGACUCUUUGCAGCUUUCCAGAGCAAGCUUGCAGGCACUCGUAGAAGAGCUCCACCUUAGCAAAGAUACUUUGAUUGCUGAGUCUAAGAAAGAUCAGGAAGAAAAAGAUCACCUGGAGGAUCAUAUCAAGAAGCUCGUUACUGAAAAUCUUGCCUUGGCUAAAGAUAAAGAUGAAAUUAUUCAGAAGCUCCAGAGCUCUUAUGAGGAACUAGUCAAAGAUCAGAAAACCUUGGUGCAGGAGAUUGAAGAUCUCACGACUGAGAAAAAGUCAGCUUUGGAGAAGCAGUCAGGUCUUGAUAACAUGUGCAUAGCCUUGAAAGUGGAAAGAGAAAAUCUUCUCCAAAGCAGCAAAGAUCUGCAGUUUGAGAAGGACAUGCUUCUUCAAGAUCGAGAAAAGCUGAGUGCCAGCUUGGAGGCUGCCAUCCAGAUCAAGCAGCUGCUCAGCACGGAAGCCAGUGGGCUCCGCACACAGCUGGACGAUGCCCAGCGGGCUCUGAGAAAGGAUGAGCUGGAGAUGAGGCAGCUUCAGGCUACAAAUACCAGCCUCAGCAAGCUCCUGGAAGAAAUCAAGACCAGUCGGGAGAUCACAGACUCAGAGUGCAUCCAGCUUCUGCAUGAAAAAGAAACCUUGGCUUCAUCCGAGAGAAGACUCUUGGCUGAAAAAGAAGAACUUCUAAGUGAAAACAGACUUGUCACUGAAAAACUGAAGAAAUGCUCAGAAGAGGCCACCCAAAUCGAAGUGAGCCUGAACGAGAAGAUCACUUACCUGAUUUCUGAGAAGGAGGUGGUAUGUCAGAAAAUUGCAAAACUCAAAAAGCAGCAUGACAGUCUCUUGAAAGAAAAGUCGGUCUUGGAAAUGCAAAAUGGAGAUUUGCUUGCAGAAAGAGAGAAUUCCAUGAAAACCAUGGGAGACCUCAAACGGAAAUAUGAUCAGGAGUCUGCCAACAGAAGAAUCAUCGUGCACGAGAAGAUGAAACUCCUCGGUAAUCUCGACACUCUGAAGAAGGAGCUUCAGGAGAGGAAAAGGGAAAACCAGGAGCUGGCGGCCACCAAGUGUGAUCUCUCUCUGAUGUUGAAAGAGGCUCAAAAUGCCAAGAAGAGUCUAGAAAAAGAGCACACGAGCAUCCUGCAAGCAAAGGAGAGUCUGAAUGCUGAACUUCAGACUUGCUGUUCGGAAAAGAGCAUCUUGCUACGGGAUGGGCUGAGCCUGCAAGAAGAGUGUCAGAGACUAAACGAGGAGAUCCACACAAUACAGCAGUCCUUCAUCCUGGAAAAAGAAGCCAGAGCACAGGAAAACGAGUCCUCCCUGUAUGAAAACAAUAAACUUCACGGGAGGGUGGUGCUCCUAGAGCAGGAGCUGGAAGAAUUAAGAGGGUGUACGAAGCAGCUGCAGUCUGAAAAGUUUGCACUCGUCCAAGAGAAGACCAAGUCUGAGCAGAAAGUGGUAGAGAUAAUUAAGGAGAAGGAACUCUUGAGUGCAGAAACGGCCCAGCUUGCUGCCAAUAUAGAGACUCUAAAGAGUGAUUUUGCCACCUUGUCCAAGUCCAAGUUAGAGCUGCAGGAGCUGCACAGCUACCUCACCAAGAUCUUGGAUGACCUCCGGCUGAAGCAUGAGAUGACUCUGGCUGAUCGCAUCAGGGUGGUGCAGGACAACAAGAACCUCUUGGCCGAGAAGAGAGACAUGAUGCUGACGAAGGAGGAGCUCCUGAAGGAGAAGGAGAAGCUGGCAGAAAGCUACUUCAUCCUUCAGAAAGAGAUUAGCCAAUUGGCCAAAACCAACAGCCAUAUCUCAGCCAACCUCCUAGAAUCUCAAAAUGAAAACCGUAUUUUGAGGAAAGACAAGAGCAAGCUCACUCUUAAAAUUAGAGAGCUCGAGACUCUUCAGUCAUUUACGGCUGCUCAAACGGCAGAAGACGCCAUGCAGAUAAUGGAACAGAUGACCAAAGAGAAGAGCGAAACUCUGGCCUCCUUGGAGGAUACCAAGCAAACAAAUGAAAAACUACAGAAUGAAUUAGAUACACUUAAGGAAAACAACUUGAAGAACGUGGAAGAGCUGAACAAAUCAAAAGAACUUCUGACGGUAGAGAACCAAAAAAUGGAAGAGUUUAGGAAAGAAAUAGAAACCCUCAGGCAGGCAUCAGCUCAGAAGUCCCAGCAGCUUUCGGCUUUGCAAGAAGAGAACGUGAAACUUGCUGAGGAGCUGGGGAGAACCAGGGACGAAGUCACGGGUCAUCAGAAGCUAGAAGAAGAGAGAUCUGUGCUCAAUAAUCAGUUGUUAGAAAUGAAAAAGAGAGAAUCCAAGUUAAUAAAGGACGCAGAUGAAGAAAAAGCUUCCUUGCAGAAAUCCAUCAGUAUUACUAGUGCCUUACUCACCGAAAAGGAUGCAGAGCUGGAAAAACUGAGAAAUGAGGUCACAGUGCUCCGGGGAGAGAGCGCCUCCGCCAAGUCCUUGCACUCGAUCGUUCAGUCUCUAGAGUCUGAUAAGGCAAAGCUUGAACUCCAGGUGAAGAACUUGGAACUUCAACUCAAAGAAAACAGAAGGCAGCUCGGCAGCUCCUCAGGUAAUACUGAUACUCAGGCAGAGGAGGAUGAAAGAGCCCAGGAGAGUCAGCAAAUGAUUGAUUUCCUCAAUUCAGUAAUAGUGGAUCUUCAGAGGAAGAAUCAGGACCUCAAGAUGAAGGUGGAGAUGAUGUCAGAAGCAGCCCUUAAUGGGAAUGGUGAUGACCUAAACAAUUAUGACAGUGACGACCAGGAGAAACAGUCCAAGAAGAAACCUCGCCUUUUCUGUGACAUAUGUGACUGCUUCGACCUCCACGACACUGAGGACUGCCCCACCCAGGCGCAGGCAUCAGAGGACCCCCCCCACUCCACACACCACGGCAGUCGGAGCGAGGAGCGCCCGUACUGUGAAAUCUGUGAGGUGUUUGGGCACUGGGCCUCCCACUGCAAUGAUGACGAGACCUUCUGACGGAACCCCCAGCCGCGCGCCAGGCUCCUCAGACGCACUAGGAUGUAGGCGACGGACCACCAGCAUCGUGUGUGCAGACUUCAGGAGAGCUCACAUUAUUUUUGACCCCCAUCAACAAAUCUAAAAAAAAAUAUUUUGAUCUUCACUAAAUCACCCUUUUAGACUCCCCUUAGAAGUUAAAAUAAUAAACACCUAGUAGGUGAGUUUUCACCUCUAAUUUUCUCAUCUUGAUUUUUAAAAGUUCCAACAAGACAUUGCACCAGAUGCCAAUUACAUCUACUGUCCCAAGGGAAACCUCCUAGAACAAUCCCUAUCCUCACAAUACCUUAUUUAAGUAACUUUAAAUUAUGCUGUUACUUUUCAUAUUUGCACUAAAAUUUUUCCAGGCUGCAUUUGUAUAUUUAGAUGUUUGGGUUAAGCUUUGACACUGGAAUGAGUUGGAAAAAUGUGCCAUUUUGCAUUUUCAUCUACUCAUUUAAAGUAUUUUAUUCUUAAAGAAGUAUCUUUGAGCUCUUUGCACUACCUGACGUCAGUAGUGCCUUUAUUUCAGGCUUGAUAAUACUUAGGUGUGAUUAUAAAAUCAUGAAACAGGUAAAGGGAGGGGGAAGCCCUAAACUGCUGUGGGGACAUUUUAGAAUCUAUAUGCUGCACCUACUCAUUCUACUGUGGUGUUUUGUUCAUUGGUUUUGCAUAAUUUCAGCUUCUAUAUAUUAUAUGUAUAUAUUUUUUAAAAAUCUGUAUUUUGGGAGAAAACACAAUGUCUUUCUUUUCAGAUUUUUACCUUUAUGAAAAAGAAAACACAUUAGGACAUAAUGGACUAGGCCAGAAAAUAACAUCACGUGGCUUUGCAACUAUUUUUCCUGUUUUCAUUUUGUUUCUUUUAUAAGAAAUAAAUAACUGGGAGGAUUUUUCUCCAAAUUUGUUUCUUCAGCAGAUAUCCCCAGCAGUCAUUUAACUAGAUAAUAAGCCACUAUAAAACACCUAAAUUAACUAGUCUACAACCUUUACAAGUUUUUUUUUACUGUGUUUUUAGAUGAAUGUACGAUGAGAAAUUCAACGUUAAUAAUUUUGGAUUUUAUUAUCACAAAAAAUAAAAUGAAGGACCUCAACCAUCAGAAGUUUUAUCAACCAGUUUGAAUCUAUUUAUCUUCAUUUGAAUGUCUUCUAGAAUAUGUAAAAAGUAAUAAAUGUAUCUUCCAUGCUAUGUGUACAAUAAGAACUUCUAUAAUUGUAUAUAAGCAUUUGAUGUAUUUUUCUCCUCAAGAUUAUCAAAUGUGUGUCUGACAAGUGAAAAAUCUGUAAUGAGUUGAAAGUUUUGGUUUUAAACAUAAUAGAAAGUGUUUCACAAACAAAAUGUAAAGCAGUAUUAAAAUUUGAGCAAACAAG
Canis lupus familiaris (dog) is the source of this 8336-nucleotide messenger RNA. RefSeq names its product CAP-Gly domain containing linker protein 1 (gene CLIP1). NCBI's taxonomy places the organism in Eukaryota, Metazoa, Chordata, Mammalia, Carnivora, Canidae. The record is from RefSeq and is a predicted model, not a curated record. The transcript is spliced from 28 exons. Gene Ontology annotation, biological process: positive regulation of microtubule polymerization; cytoplasmic microtubule organization. Gene Ontology annotation, cellular component: cytoplasm; microtubule plus-end; nucleus. Gene Ontology annotation, molecular function: microtubule plus-end binding. Bases 360 to 6950 code for a protein of 2196 amino acids.